Molecule: messenger RNA, 4626 nt
Organism: Poecilia latipinna (sailfin molly)
Lineage: Eukaryota; Metazoa; Chordata; Actinopteri; Cyprinodontiformes; Poeciliidae
Product: transcriptional enhancer factor TEF-1-like
Exons: 13
Coding region: 533-1819 (428 amino acids)
Biological process (GO): embryonic organ development; hippo signaling; regulation of transcription by RNA polymerase II
Cellular component (GO): transcription regulator complex
Molecular function (GO): RNA polymerase II cis-regulatory region sequence-specific DNA binding; DNA-binding transcription factor activity, RNA polymerase II-specific
Source: RefSeq, a predicted model, not a curated record
UCCCUCUCUUUCCUUUUUUUUCCACCCAUCCUCCCAUCGCUCACUCACUCACUCCGUUUCAUCCAGGGUGACGCCAGUCCCUCUCACCCCGCCCCGUUCAACUCAGUCCGCUGCGUUCAUUUCAUUCCUGCUCCCAUUCCGCGCAUAUUUCGCAUCCUUGGAGAGACGCUGCGCAUUUUACGCACUCAGCGCGCCCCGAUCCUUCAUCAAGGCGAAGCCGAGGGCGGACUCCGGAGUUGGUCGAGCGCUUCCCGGUUCCGCGGCGGCUCCGAUCCGUUGGGAAAGUGUGGGAAUUAAAGGAGAAAAGCGGCGUUUGGAUCGAGGUUCUGAUGCUGGGUUCUGCUUCUGCACCGACUGGCUGACUUUUUUUUCUCCCACUCCUGGCUGCCAUUUAAAUAUAUCGAUACCGAGAGAAUAACAACCUUUGGGCAUAGCUUUUUGUUAAUUUUCACCUUUACAAGUUAAUUUCCAGUAUUUAUAUAUAUAUUUUAAUCAAAACACCAUCAUCAGCUAAGCACCGUCAGCUGCCAGUAUGGAGCGCAGCAGCUGGAGUGGCAGUGAGAGUCCCGGUGAGGACAUGGACAGACUCAGUGAUUCAGGAGGGGACAAGACAAUGGAUGGGGACCCUGAGGGGGUCUGGAGCCCAGACAUCGAGCAGAGCUUCCAGGAGGCCCUUGCUAUAUAUCCGCCCUGUGGGAGGAGGAAGAUUAUACUGUCAGAUGAAGGGAAGAUGUACGGGCGAAACGAGCUGAUAGCCAGAUACAUCAAACUCCGAACUGGCAAGACGCGGACAAGGAAACAGGUAUCCAGUCACAUCCAGGUCUUGGCCAGAAGAAAAUCCAGGGAGUUUCAGUCCAAACUAAAGGACCAGAAUGCCAAGGAGAAAGCUCUGCAAAGCAUCUCGUCCAUGUCCUCGGCUCAGAUCGUCUCGGCCACCGCCAUACACAGCAAGCUGCUGCCUGGAAUAGUGCGAGCCAGCUUCCCCGGCAACGCUCAGCUGUGGCAGGGGAUGAUUCCAGGAGGGCAGUCCAGCUCCACCACAGAGGACAUCAAGCCGUUCUCCCAGCAGGCCUACCCUGUGCAGACAGCAGGGACCACCACAAUCGCAGCCUACGAGCCUGCUGCUGCAGCCCAAACACACAGAGAGCCAGCAUGGCAGGGGCGAUCCAUCGGCACCACCAAACUACGACUGGUGGAGUUUUCAUCUUUCUUAGAGACACAGAGGGAUCAGGAAGCCUACAACAAGCACCUGUUUGUGCACAUCAGCCAGAGCAACCCGAGCUACAGCGACCCGCUGCUGGAGUGUGUGGACAUCAGGCAAAUCUACGACAAGUUCCCCGAGAAGAAGGGAGGUCUGAAGGAGCUUUUCAGCAAGGGCCCGCAGAACGCGUUCUACCUUAUCAAGUUCUGGGCGGAUCUUAAUUACAUCGUACAGGAUGAGUCUGCAGCUUUCUAUGGUGUGACCAGCCAGUACGAGAGCUCAGAGAGCAUGACCAUCACCUGCUCCACAAAGGUCUGCUCCUUCGGCAAGCAGGUGGUCGAGAAAGUGGAGACGGAGCAUGCCAGGUUUGAAAAUGGACGGUUCGUCUACAGAAUCAGUCGCUCUCCCAUGUGUGAAUACAUGAUCAACUUCAUCCACAAGCUGAAGCACCUUCCGGAGAAAUACAUGAUGAACAGCGUGCUGGAGAACUUCACGAUUCUGCUGGUGGUGAGCAACAGAGACACUCUGGAGACCUUGCUGUGCAUGGCGUGUGUGUUUGAGGUGUCGAACAACGACCACGGAGCACAGCACCACAUCUAUCGACUUGUCAAGGAAUAACACACUCCACCUCGUUAACAAAUGCACAUCUAUGGCCUUUUGCUUGGUGAUUAUUCAUGGUGACACUGAAGGGAGAGAUAUAGAUCCCUUAAAAAAAUAAUAAUAAUAAAAAAAAAAACUACCAAAAUUUCAGUUCACCAAAAAAAAAAGAAGAAAAAUUUAAUCAGUCAAGGAUAAAAAUGGCUACAUUUUCACUCCCACUUUAUAAACUAGCCAUCAACGAAGGCGGUGACCGUGUAGCCAUGACACCCUGUGAGAAUCAACAUGGUUGGUUUUUCCCAAGAUCUCCCUGGGAUGAGGAGCAGUCGUCAUCUCUCCCACUAAUUAAGUUUUCUGAGCACAUCAGAACUUUACGGCUGUGAACAUGGGAAUAUAAGUGGGAUUCGUGUUCAGAGCCUUUGGGAAAAGCUAGAGAAAGAAGAAGGAAAAGAAAAAAAAAUUUUUUCGCCCCCUGGUGGAGAAAAAUCCCUCCUCAGCCAAGACGUACCGAAGGUCAGACCCUGUGUAUCAUCAAUAACCUGCUGGAGAAAAGGACAUUUCUGCAUUAUGGUAUAGUAGACUAUAGAUCUGGAUGUGUACAGAUAGACUCUGUGGGUUGUUCCAGUUGAGCUCUUGCACAAAUGAAGAGGUUUGUCCCAAAGAGAAAGAAUGAAGUUUUUACCUUUUUGUAUGUUUUCCUUAAAAAGACACACACACACACACCCACACACACACACACACACACACACACAAAACAUUUAAAAUUUUGGGAUCUUGUUUAUUGAUUGUAGCAUAUAGAUUAUAUUUCAAUUCCUUGAUUGUUAUCUAAAAUUUAUAAAAGCAUAAUGGAAGGGGGGAAACAAGAAGAAAUUCAGGUACCUUUUUGUGCAGCAGGUGACUCUUCAUCAAGCCCUUUAGAUUUUAAUCCAGGUCUAACUGAAUCCAGCACAGAAAGACCGAGACGAAGGAUUAUUAACGUGAUCCAACUCACCAAGAUCAUAGUUUUAAACAUAUUGUUCGGAUUUCUUGGAAAAUCACUGUGAUUAUUUUUUUUUUCUUUCUUUUUACUACAUAAUUUGUCCAGCUGUUAGAUAGGCUUUAGUUUAACUCUCACUUUAACAUUUGCUCCUUAUUUCAGUAUUUGUACCAGCAAAGUAGAGCCUUAAUGUCCAUACCGCCAAAACCUGAGACACUGCUCCACCCACAACCGACCGCCCUGACUCGAAGCCUUAGAACCUCCUGUGUCAGGAUUACAGAUCGCACCCUUUCCCUCUUUUAUGAAUCCGAAACCAAAAAACGCUGAUGAUGAUGAUGAUGGAGUAUACUGUAGCAGGUGUGGUCCGACGGCUCGUCUGCGUCAUGCUCAGCAGCGUGAAGUGCCUUUGGCUGGAGACGGCAGUAGACUUUUCUGUUCUGAUUCACUGAUGGUUCCACGUUUCAGAGGAAGCUCUGUAGACGUAAAUAAAUAAACUGUAAGUUUGGACCUUUGCUUUUCUGGUGGCUGCGUAGCCAACAGAAAAACGAAUAUCUGAAGUUCGAUAUUUAAGGUAUUUCUUUUUUUUUUUUUUAAUGACAGUCAGCAUCAGGAUCCUCCUGGAUGAUCUGUUUAAUUUCACAACGAUAUCAGUGGAAUACAGUCUUAUUCUUUUGGUAUUUAAUGGCAGUGUUUGCUUGUAUUUGUUUUUGUGCUUCACAUGUGACUGCUUCAUGGAAGAAGAGGUUGCACACUCAGUGUAGUCUGGUGCCUCAUUUGAAUGAAAUCUUUUUUUUUGGAAGACAAAUAGUUAAACAGAGACCAAUUUGAACAUAAAUCUUUACUGCUGGAUUGUUUGUUCAGUUAUCUACAGCGGUCUAUUCAGGCAUUGGGCCGGUGUGAUAACCUCUAAGAAAAAUACCAGUUUCACUAUAUUAAAUUUAAUUUUUUGUAUUUAUUUUUUUUUUAAUUCAAAACUAAAGAGCAUCAAUUAUUCCGUCUGCAGCUAGAAUACAAUAAUAUGCAGUGGAUCUCAAAUGUGUACACAUCCCUAUUAAAAAAAAUAAAUAAAUUAUGAUACAUAUUUUUUAUAGCAAUUUCUUUAGAUAAUCUAACACCUACCUUUACAACUCAACUGAAAAUAUAACUGAUCUGUUAGACAAAGUAUAAAAAUGCAUUGACCUUGCUGCAUACGUUUGCACACCCUAAACUAACAUUGUUAGGGUGAAUUAAACUUCAGCAUUUGGUUUUCCUUGGUAGGAUUCCCACAUAAUGACUUAAGAAUAUCUGCCCACUCCACUCUGCAUAACACUGGUUUAUCUUUUAACUCUAGUUAGGCAUUUCCAAAACUUAAAUUUUCUUAAGGUGAAAAAUGACAGUCAUUUUCAUUUAGCAAAUGUUGCGCAUAAACUGAUGGGUUUGCAAAAACCCAAGUCCAAUCUGAAGACGACCAAUCCCUUAUCAUUUUAUUGCCAACACCAUAUUUCAUUAUAAGUAAUGUGCGAUUUGGUAAUUGUUGUUAUUUUUGUGAUGCUUAGAUUUGUUUGAUCAUUCUCCUUUUAAUUGGACUUGGACUACUUUGGACUGCAGAUCUUCUGCCCAGCAUCCUGCUUUGCAGUACAAACCUUGAUGUCUAAUACAGAUGAGCAUUUAUGUCUUGUUAUGCUUCUGUUUUCCCAUGGUGUUCAUUGAAUUUUUCCACCCUUCUCCUGACUCAUACCUUCAUACAAUGACAGAAUGGUGAUCAGUUGUAGCCUUUCUACAAACUAUAGCUUUAGCUAAAGAAUAGAGAUGCCAGAAACUCCCAAAGUGAAGAAAGGCGUAAAGUUAAACACGCUGAAUACUGGAACUGAAU